Molecule: messenger RNA, 2997 nt
Organism: Amborella trichopoda
Lineage: Eukaryota; Viridiplantae; Streptophyta; Magnoliopsida; Amborellales; Amborellaceae
Product: putative arabinosyltransferase ARAD1
Molecular function (GO): glycosyltransferase activity
Source: RefSeq, a predicted model, not a curated record
CAAAUUACUUUCCCUUACUUUUUGUUAGUUUCUACUGGAAAAAAGUAAUUCAAACUAGGAAACUGCCCGCUUCCUCAGAUGGAACCGAACCUCACUCGCAAACAAGAGAUUUUCACGAAUCACCAUGUAAACAUAUUGACUCCCUCUCCCUCUCUUUCUCUUUCUCUCUCAAACCCACCACCCCAUAAUAAGUUUAUCUUAUUUUUCAUAUAUUUUUCCCAUUUUUUCAUUGUUUGACUUCAAUCUGCUUUGAAAAGAUUUGUAUGGCUUUUUCUGAUCAAUGUGAUUCUUAUUGAUCACUUCUGACUUCUCAUUAGAUUUCUUUAAUACCCAUUACCAGAAGUCUCUCUCUCUUUCCCACCACUUGGGUUGGUGUUUCUGUGCCUUUCAUGUUUGGUUAUCAGUUCUUUUCGGGAUUAGACUCAUGUGACGGGAAUCCUCAUUGCACCAGAGAAGUAGCUGAUUUUGAUAUAUUUUUGUAUUGGUGAUUACUUCUUUUUUCUAUUAUCUCUCUCACAUCACCAGAUGUGAACUCAUUCUAGCUAGAAUGUCACAAAAUUUGAUCUUUUUGUUCAUAGCCCAACUAUUUGAUUCUAUGUUGUAUGGGUUCUUGUCAUAUUAAUUUUGGCAAACCCAUUUUGGUAUUUCUUUCACAUUCUUAGAGCUGUGAAUGAUGAAUAUAAGCUGAUCUCUCUACCAUGAUUUAAAAACCAGAACUUUGCAUCAACUUUCCAUGUUGAUAUCCUUUACCCAUUUGUAAAUGGGGCCUCCUAUCAGUUUAGAAAAGUUGGGUCUCUUAUAGACUGUAGUUUUCAUUGAUUCUUAUUUAAUUCAACUCUUUCUUCUUCUUCCCUUUUGGAGAUUAUUGGAUGUAGGGACUAGGAUUUACAUUGCUAAAGCUUGAUGUAUUCUGAUAUAGAACUGCAAUGGCCGAUAGGAAUUCCCAUUCCAAUGGGUUCGAAUCGAGAAGACCCCUUUUCUGCUUCUUCACCAUUGUCACGUCCUUCUUCGUAUUCUCGUGGUUCUUCUUCCUUCGUUCCACUAGUCUCCCCCACCUUCUCAACCACCCCUCUUUGCUCAACCAAAAACCCAUCUCUAAUAAUGUAAAAGAGACUGAAUUCCCCUACCAUUCUGGUGAAAACGAGGCCCAACAACAAGGAACUAGCGAAAAAUGCACCACCAACAAUGCCAUUAUUCGUGUUUUCAUGUAUGAUUUACCCCCUGAAUUCCACUUUGGCCUCUUGGAUUGGAAGGGCGAAGAGGAAAGUGGCAAAAUUUGGCCUGACCUCUCGAAGAUACCCGAGUACCCUGGUGGCCUUAACCUACAACAUAGUAUUGAAUUUUGGCUCACACUAGACCUCUUAGCUUCUCGGUUUCCAGGCCGAAAAGGCCCUUGUGUUGCAAUAAGAGUUGAUAACUCCAGCCAAGCCGAUAUAAUCUUUGUGCCCUUCUUCUCUUCUUUGAGUUAUAAUAGGCAUUCAAAGGUUAAGCCUCCUGAGAAAUUGAGUAGAAACAAGAUCUUGCAGGAAAAUUUGAUUCAAUUCUUGAGCAAGAAAGACGAGUGGAAGAGGUCAGGGGGGCGAGACCACGUGAUAGUAGCCCAUCAUCCAAAUAGCAUGCUCGAUGCGAGGAUCAGUCUUAGGCCUGCCAUGUUCAUUUUAGCAGAUUUUGGGAGGUAUCUCCAACAGGUAGCUAAUGUUGAGAAGGAUGUCAUAGCUCCUUACAAGCAUGUCAUCAAGAGCUUUGUCAAUGACACAUCCACCUUUGCAAGUCGACCAAUAUUGUUAUAUUUUCAGGGAGCAAUUUACAGGAAAGAUGGUGGUUUUAUUCGACAAGAGCUAUUCUAUCUUCUCAAAGAUGAAAAGGAUGUACAUUUCGCAUUUGGUAGUGCCAAGGGAAGCGGCAUUAACCAAGCGAGCCAAGGUAUGCACUCUUCAAAGUUUUGCUUAAACAUAGCAGGCGAUACCCCUUCAUCGAACCGACUGUUUGAUGCCAUAGCAAGCCAUUGCAUUCCUGUUAUUAUAAGCGAUGAGAUAGAGCUCCCGUAUGAAGAUGUUAUUGAUUACUCUGAAUUUUGUGUGUUCUUGAGAGCUUCUGAUGCUUUGAAAGAAGGUUUUUUGAUGAGAGUAAUAAGGAGUAUCGGAGAGAGAGAGUGGACUAGAAUGUGGAGGAGAUUAAUAGAGAUUGAGAAACACUUUGAGUAUCAAUACCCAUCUCAGCCUGAUGAUGCAGUUCAGAUGAUAUGGAAGGUGGUGGCUCGAAAGGUCCCAUCAAUUCGAUUGAAGGUUCAUAAAGGCAGGCGUUACUCGAGGAGUAGGACUGGAAAGUGGAUUAGUCGAAUAUGAUGAGAGAGAAGGGGUGGUUCUUUUUCUUUUGCCUUUUUUUCUGUUUUGAGGCAAGAAACUGUGGGACUUAAGCAGAGAGAGCGGGGGGGGGGGUUGCCAUGAGGGCAGAAACUGAAGAGAAAGUAAGGGGUUGGUUUUGUUUGUUGCAGCAAGAAAUGGUGGUGAUUGGACUUGAGAUAAUCUUCUGAUUAAUUUGAUGGCGUUCUUGGUCUGUUAUAGAAGAUAAAAGAGAGAUUUUUUCUGGUAGAUCAUUAAAGCAUAUUAGAAUUUGGAGUUGCGUUAUUUCUGAAGAUUUGUCAGAGAGAGAGAGAGAGAGAGAGAGAGAGAGCGUCAACAAGUUAACAUGGUGGCAUUAAUUCUUUUAGUUGUUUUGUAGAUCUAAAACAACUUUUUAGAAGGUAGGAGGAUGGGUUCCUUUUUAAUUCUCUAUAUGAAGUUUUGUUAGAGGUUAGAUCCAACAUGGGGAUGGAGAUUCUUCAAGAAACUAUGUAACUAUUAGUGAGAGAAUAGAUCGUGUAUGUGUAGCAAGAGCUUUACAGAGAGAAUGUAAGGCAUGUAGUGCUUCUCUUGCUAUACUAUCCCUCUGGUACAGAGGGAGAAACUUGAGAAAGGAAAUUCAAAAUGAAAUAAAUUUUUAUUUUUUUAUCCUUUU